Messenger RNA from Solea solea (common sole), 2720 nucleotides. It is a transcript of the gene tpcn3, whose product is annotated as two pore segment channel 3. Bases 229 to 2544 code for a protein of 771 amino acids. Gene Ontology annotation, biological process: monoatomic ion transport; transmembrane transport. Gene Ontology annotation, molecular function: monoatomic ion channel activity. The record is from RefSeq and is a predicted model, not a curated record. NCBI's taxonomy places the organism in Eukaryota, Metazoa, Chordata, Actinopteri, Pleuronectiformes, Soleidae. The transcript is spliced from 19 exons. Gene Ontology annotation, cellular component: membrane.
UAUUGAGUGAAGCAGCAGAGAUGGAGGUCGAGCUGAGACUCUUCAAAGUGAGACUCAACUCUGCGUGGAAGUAACCACCGUCCCGGGAAAACUUCGUCAAAGCCGGGAAGUUUGUGGGAAAACACGCAUUGGAGUAUUGGAUCCGGAAUUUGUUUGGUUUGUUUUUGUUGUUUUUUCUUUUUCUUUUCUUUAAAAAAAAAAACAACAAAAAAAAACUUCUUCUCAGACAUGGCAGAGAAAAGCGAAAACUUUCCUGAUGAGUCUGCAGGAAAAGACAAGGAAAUCCCAAAUGGAGGGAAUUCUGCAAAAACCAAAGAGGAUUUCGACCUGGCCUCUGUCUACGUGUCGGACGCUCAGUACAACAGAAACAUCUACUUUGACACGUCGCCUCAGGCUGUGAGACUGUAUCUUCUCUACAACCACUGGCUUCCUAAGGUUCUGCUCUACUUCUUCAUCCUCGUGGUUCUGUCUCUGGCCGUGUUCGAGGAACCCGCCGUCCUCCCUCUGCCCAUGUGGGCGACCAUGUUGGUGGAGCUGCUCUGCGUUCUGGUUUUCACCUUUCGACUGGUCCAUUAUGCGAGGGUGAUCCCGCGGGACAAGUUCUGGAAAGACGCCAAGAACAUCUGCAUCAUGGUCGUCCUCAUGCUCACUAUGGUCGAUAUGAUCAUCUACGGAUCGCUCAAAGCUGCCAACUGUUACGCCCUCCGCUGGUCCAGAGUCCUGCGCCCACUCCUAUUGGUCAACGUCACAGAGGGACGGCAGCUUCGCCGAGCGUUCAGAAGCAUCCGGAACGCUCUUCCUCAGAUCUUCUACGUCUUCCUGCUCUUCAUGUUCAGCGUCCUCAUGUUCUCCCUCAUGGCUCUGAAGCUUCUGGGGAAACGAGGCCUGACGACCAUUAACGGCGCUCCGUACUUCACCAACUACCUGGAGAUUGUGUUUGACCUGUACGUCCUCGUCACCACGGCCAACAGCCCCGACGUCAUGAUGCCGGCGUACAACUCCAGCUUCUUCUUCGCCAUCUUCUUCAUCGUGUACAUCCUCAUCAACACCUACAUCUUCAUGUCCGUCUUCUUGGCCGUUGUCUACAACAACUACAAAAAAUACCUGAAGGAGGAGGUACGGCAGCUGGUAAGGGCCAAGAGGCACAAAAUGGUGCGAGCGUUCGCCGUCCUGCAGGAGCGUAGGGAGGAGGGCGGCGAACCGGUGGUGACCCAGGCCAACUGGAACCAAGUGGUCCGACUGGUGCGGUCCGACAUCAGCAACGCCCACAGAGAGUUGCUGUGGAGCGUCUGCGACGACAAGAACCAGGGCUUCAUCGGUAAAGUGGCGUUUGUCCAGCUCGCUGAUCUCCUGAACAUCGAGGUCAUCACAUUGAAGACUAGGCCACACCCACUUCAGCGCUUGUGCCCUGCCCUCUACCUGUCGGCCCCGAGCCGCCUGCUCUGUCGCAUGGUCCAACACCGGGCGUUUGUGAUCGUGUACGACCUCAUCAUCCUGGUCAACGCCGUCUUCAUCGGACUGGAUGAGGAGAAUCCGAUGAUCGCAAACUCGGAGUGGGUUUUUCUGGCUCUCUACCUGAUCGAGAUCCUGCUGAAGCUCUACGUGUUCGAGCCCCGCGGUUUCUUCGCCAGACACAGCUUCUGGAACUGGUUUGACACCAUCAUCGUUAUAUCCGCCCUCAUCGCUACGAUCGUCAACUCCACGCUGAAAUCCUCGGGCGGUUACACCAGCCGGCAGAUCCUGGACAUCGUCUUCAUCCUGCGAGUCCUCAGACUGAUCCGGGUUGUGGACAGCAUCAAGAGGUUUCGUACGAUCAUCAACACCCUGAUCAGGAUUGGUCCAGCAAUCCUCACGUUUGGACAACUCAUCAUUGUCGUGUACUACGUCUUUGCCAUGGUGGGGAUGGAGCUGUUCAAAAACAAGGUGAGGUUUUUCGAAGACCCCAGUGACCCGGCAGGGGCGAACUGUGGAAACGCUCUCCUGACGGGAACGACCUUCGCUCAACUCCACUACUGCAAGAACAACUUCAACAACGUGGUCUCCUCCUACAUCCUGCUGGUGGAGCUCACUGUGGUCAACCAGUGGCACGUGCUCAGCAGCGGCUUCGCCAUCGUCACCCACAUGUCGGCCAGGAUCUUCUUCGUCUUCUUUCAUAUCAUCGUCGUCAUUGUCAUCAUCAACAUCUUUGUAGCGUUUGUCCUUGAGGCGUUCUUCGUCGAGUACUCGGUGGAUAAAAGCGACCUGCAGACGUCUCUGGAGAAGAAGAUCGAGGAACUGGAGCUGGCUGUGGAACAGGAGAAUUUGCAGGACAACCUGGUCGACGCCAUGGAAACCUUUGACAACGAUCUGGGAGCUGACCAAUCGCCGCGAGAGAAAAAACCCAGCCUGAUGUUUAAAAUUGCCUCAAAACGAUAUCGUACGGUGGACGCCUUGUUGCAGCGGAUGUUCGAGGCCGAUCUCGACCCCGACGAUUUCGCAGAGAACGAUGACCCCAACGCGCAGACCGAUGGGAACUUUGCAAACCCGACUUUCAGCUCCGUAUAAACACGACUGUACAAAUGUAAAUGAAGGGAACCGGAUCAGUGGCCCGGAUCUGGAUUCAGUCCCAGUGUGAAGGCGCCCCGAAAUCUGAGUCAUGUUGUAUUUUUUAUAUAUAUUUGUGUCAUGUCACUCUCGACGCAACAAAUCUGUAUUUUCUGAUAAAGAAUAUUUACACUGAA